AUGUCCGGCUCAUCACCAUGGAACGUAGAACCCCUCUCCUUCGCGCCCAACACCAACGCCAUGGACGAGAAGUCCAUGCCUUCCGACAAAGCGGCCGCAGCUCGCGUCAAGUCCGCUCUGGUCAUGGACGCCGUCAAGCGAGGAGACAUGAAAGAAGCGGAUCGGCUGAUGGGCGAGCAAAAGGAGACCGGCACGAAGGGUCUUGUGCCGAUGCAGUGGGCGAGGGAUAUAUUUAAAGGGAAGAAGGGGAAGGAUCAGCCUGAGAUUUUGCAAGGGAAGGAUAUGGAUGGCGAAGAGAGUGUGUACAGUGUGGACGCGGAGAAGGGAAAGGUCGGCGCGAACUGUUCCCAACGCAGCCGAGAUGCAACAGCCAUAAUCAAGCACGCCGAUUUCCCUUCACUUCACCUCCCUGCACUCCACUCCACCGCCCACACUCAAACAAACACCACCCCACCCCCGGAUCACAAUGGCCUCACAAACAACCCCCCCAUCUUCAUAUCCCGCGAACUCAGCAUAACCCACCUCCACCCCCGCGAACCCUCCUGGUCCCACAUCUCCCAAGUAAAGCGCGCAAUCGCCUUCUACGACGCCAACGAACCGCAAAAGAUGCGAGACCUGCGCCCGCGACAUCUUAAACGACCGGAGACUCGCCCCACACCCGACGCAUACACGCAAAACAUCCACCGCUAA
Molecule: messenger RNA, 690 nt
Organism: Zymoseptoria tritici IPO323
Lineage: Eukaryota; Fungi; Ascomycota; Dothideomycetes; Mycosphaerellales; Mycosphaerellaceae
Exons: 3
Coding region: 1-690 (229 amino acids)
Source: RefSeq, a predicted model, not a curated record